AUGCUCUCCGCCAAGAAGAACCGCGCAAACAAGCGCCACUUCGAUAUGUCUCAGGACGAGGAUCUGGCCAUCCUGGAUGAGCCGGUCUUCGACCUUGACCUGCCGAGCAGCGAUGCCGACUCCGAUGCCGACCUGCCGGUGGCCGCCCCGGCCAAGGGGAAGAAGGCUGCCAAAAAGGCAAAGAAGUCUGCCCCCGCCGAGGCUGAUGACGAUCCCUUUGAUCCUUCGGACAACUCGGACUCCGACGAGGAGGCCCUCUCUGCGCGUGCUUGGGGUAAGUCUCGCAAGGACUUCUACGGCUACGAUGAGAGUGAGACUCGCAAGCCCGCCUCCAAGAAGGAGGACGAUUUUGAUGCCGUAUACACGCGUUUGGGGUUGGGUCCUGACUCGCGACUGACCCUCGCCCCCGACACGCUUGAGGUCGACCCGGUGGACGUGACUCCGGAUCAGCUCCGGGCCCUGGUGCACCGCCACGCGCCGGAGCUGGCCGGGCUGAUUUCCGAGUUCCGGGACUUCCAUGAGGAGGCCAUUAGUGUGCUGAAGCCCGCGGUCGAUGCCAUGGCCCAGUCUACGGACGGCCCCUCCACUCCCAGCAUCAUUCAGGUGAAGUAUCAGAUUCUCCUCUCCUACCUGAUGAACCUUGGCUUUUACUUCCACCUCCGCUCGUCGAUGGAUGCCAGCUAUGUGCGCAUUCAGGAGCACCCGGUGGUUGAGCGCCUGCUGCAGCUGCGUCAGCGUCUGGAGAAGCUCGAGGCGCUGGAGGUGAAGUACGCCGCGCAGGUGAAGGCCAUCUACGCGGCGGCCACCAACACCGAGCUGGCCGCGCCGGAUGUCGACGACGAGGAGCUCGGCUCCAGCAGCGACGAGGAGGAUGCCGACUCGGCUUCCGAUGGCGCUGGCGACGAGGAUGAGGAUGCCCUGCUGACGGCCGACGAUCUGGACGAUGACCUGGACAGCGACGGCGACGAGGAGACCGGCGAUGAGGAUGACGACGGCGAGGCUGCGCCGAGGGGCUCGACUCGGCGCGGAGGCGCCCUGCGUAAGUCGGACUUUGUCCAGUUCGAUGACAGCGACAGCGAUUGA
Molecule: messenger RNA, 1083 nt
Organism: Fonticula alba
Lineage: Eukaryota; Rotosphaerida; Fonticulaceae
Exons: 6
Coding region: 1-1083 (360 amino acids)
Biological process (GO): maturation of SSU-rRNA from tricistronic rRNA transcript (SSU-rRNA, 5.8S rRNA, LSU-rRNA)
Cellular component (GO): small-subunit processome; nucleolus
Source: RefSeq, a predicted model, not a curated record